This is a messenger RNA of Microplitis mediator, 3233 nucleotides long. RefSeq names its product PR domain zinc finger protein 15-like. The transcript has 3 exons. NCBI's taxonomy places the organism in Eukaryota, Metazoa, Arthropoda, Insecta, Hymenoptera, Braconidae. The record is from RefSeq and is a predicted model, not a curated record. Bases 148 to 3090 code for a protein of 980 amino acids. Gene Ontology annotation, molecular function: protein binding. Gene Ontology annotation, cellular component: nucleus.
UUUAGCUAAAUUCAAACUUAACCUCUCGCUCUCGAUUACGAUUUAUUUUUUACGUUAAUUUUAAUUAUUUUAUUUUAUUAGCUGUCAGUAAUUUUAAAAAUAGUAACAAUAAAUUAUUUGUUACAUAUUAAGUUUAAAUUUAUAAAAAUGUUGUCGUCAAAAGUAAAAUCCGAAGACGAUAAUAAAUUGAUGGGUUGUGAUGUUGGCAACAACAACAUAACAAUUAAUUUUUCAGGAUGCAACAUCUGCGGGGAUUCCCACAGCACUCAUGAGUGUUAUUUUUUAUUAAAUUUAAACUACAUCAAAGACACAGAGACAAUAUCACGAGCACGUCAGACAUUACCCAAAGACCUGGAGAUCACUCGAAUGGCUGAUGGAACGACUAGUAUAAUUGCCAAGUGUGAUUACCAACGAGGAACAACCUUUGGACCUUUCGAAUCCAAACGUAACUGGGCAAUGAACCCGGCGACUAAUUUUCCUAUAAAGGUUUUUGGAGAGUCGGUAAAUGACACUUAUUACCUAGAGUAUUCCGACGAGGACACCAGUAACUGGAUGUGCUUCAUACUGCCCGCCACCAACGCCCGGGAACAGAAUUUAAUUUGCUAUCAAAUGAAGCAGGAAAUUUUUUACACCGUGAUGAGAACGAUUAAAGCUGGAGAAGAGUUGAGAGUCUGGUACGCGCCGUACUAUGCGCAGAAGAUGAAGAUGCCGCUAUAUAUCACCGAGUCUACGAGCCAAGACAAACCCAUUCAGACGGUCGUGGCUAAAGAGAAGGACCCGGCGGAGAUUCUAGACAUAGACAACGCUAUGGCGCAGGAAUUAGCCAAGAGACUUCCAGCCACGCAGCUGGGUGCUAAAGAUGACAAGAAGAUUUGGACAUGUCGUAUUUGCUCGGUGACGAUUGAUUCAGUGGUCGCUUACGCGAAGCAUCAGAUGGAUCACUACAAGCCUCUAGUUGGGCUUUUUUGUACUGUUUGUGAUAAAAAAUUUUCUAGUGUCUAUGCUUUAGAGAAACACAGAGCUGACUGUCAUGACCCGGCGGUCAGUGAAGAUAUUGGGAUACCGACUUCGGCGAACCAGCAGCAGCAAAACGCCGCAACUAUUUUAAAUAUGAGCGAGGAUUUCAUGACAGGAAAAGAAAAUCAGCAUGAUCUAUCACUGCUGGAUAAUUCAAUGAAUACUAAUGAUUUGCUUCAUCAUGAGGGAAAUCUUAUAGAAAAUUCUUCAUUGAAAUCAAUCCUAGAGAAUCAGUGUUUGAAUAUGAACAUAAGUUCAAUAGCUGAGUCUAUUUUAUCUGAAAAUAUAUCAGGUGCUGAUUCGGUUAAAUUUAAUGUUGAAGAAUUGUCAUCUGAACUGCUAGACAUAUCUCCAGAUGUUGAUCAAAGAACUGCUGGACGUCUGAUGGAUGAUUUUGAUUGUGAUAUUUGCGGUAAAAAAUUCCAGCGUGUUAAUUAUUUGUAUCGUCAUUUACGCAAACAUACUGGGGAAUUUAUUUGUCCAACUUGUUUGUGCGUUUUUGCUAGAAAAGAAAAUUUGAUGUCGCAUGUCUGCGAAGCUCAUUCGACACAGAAUAAAAAUAACGUACGCUAUCAGUGCUCAUAUUGUCCUAAAAAUUUUGCGGUAGAAAAGUAUCUGAAAAAACACAUUGCGCAGCACGUGGAAUUCAAUCGCUGCAAGAGAUGCCGUCAUAAAUUUUCCACAAAGUCGGAACUGGACUCACACAAAUGUGCAGCACCCAAGCCAGCUUGCGGACAGUGUGGAAAAAAAUUUCUCAGCGUAGUGUAUCUUAAUCGUCAUAUGAAAAGACACAAUGAGGUGCCAAAAGUCGCCAAGAAAAGAAUAAAAAAUGUGGAAGAAAAGCCGGCGAUUUGUGAAAAAUGCGGGGAAAUUUUUAAAAAUCUCUGCAGUCUUCAGCAGCAUCAAAGAUCUCACGGCGAAAGAACUUACGAGUGUGAUAUUUGUAACCGACGUUUUCAUAGGAUCGGUGUUUUGAAGGAACACAAAGCCACUCAUCAGAAUGUCGAGCUGCCUUGCAAUAUUUGUGAUAAAAAAUUAAAAAGUAAAAAAGCUCUGGACGUUCACAUUCUGCUGCAUGGAAACAAAAAGUUUCAGUGCGACAAAUGCGACAAGAGUUUUUUUCAAAAAUGUAAUUAUCUCAAGCACUACAGAAACGUUCAUGCAGAAAAGAGCACUCACACUUGCUCGCUCUGUUCAAUGCAAUUCACUAAUAAAAUAACUUAUAAUAAACAUAUCGCGAGUCACAAUAAAACUACUUCUGAAUUUCUGUGCAAUACUUGCAAUAAAUAUUUUCACACUCAGGCUAAACUUAACAGACAUGUUCAGACUUGUCACAGUGGUAUUAUUUAUCGUUGUCCUUUCUGCGAGAUGACUGCAAGACAUCGUCACAGUAUGAGAAGACACUUUGAGAGACAGCAUAAAGAUUUAAAUGAUGAAUGGAAUAAACCGGGAUUUGUUAAUCAGUUUGCUGAACAAUCAACGAUUGAAUUUAUUAAAAAUAGUUCAAAAAAAUCUGGUACUUCUAAUAAACGGGUUUCACAUUCUAAACCACCAUCAGUUGGAUCAAAUGCUGAACCAGUUAUUGGACCAAUUACUGAACCAAUUGCUGUACCAAUCGCUGGAUCAAUUACUGGUCCAAUCGCUGGAUCAAUUACUGGACCAAUCGCUGGAUCAAUUGUUGGAACAAGUACUGGACCAAUUACAGGGUCAGUUAAUGGAUCAAUUACAGGGUUAGUUAAUGAAUCAAUGACAGGUUCAGUUAAUGGACCACUAACAGGAUCAGUUACUGGAGCAAUUACAGGACCAGUUGAAUCAUUUCCUGUUAAUUUAAAUACUGUACACGUAAAUCAAGUUGAAGAAAAUAAUCAUGCAAUAAAUAAUCAAGUUUUAAUGGAAAAUAUAAAAGUCGAUCAACAAAUAAACAAUACUCAGUUACUUAAUGAUGUACCACAACUUAGUAUUGAUACAAAUUCACAACUCGCUGAAUCCGUUUUAAAUAACACUUAUAUUUUUGGUGAAGAUGGAGAUAUCAUGUUCUACGUCUUGGAUAAUAAUCCCAUCCCGGGUUACUAAAUAUAAAUAUAAAAUAUAAAUAUCCGUUGGUAUGAGGUUCAAAGACGACCCUGAAGACUGAAGUACAUAUUAAAUAUUAAAUAAUACAUAUAUUUAAAAAAUAUAUUAAUAGAGUUAUAUUCAGUGGUAUAUUUACAUGUCUC